UUCAUAGAGUCUCUAAUUGAUCAAUUUAACAAGUGACCAACCUUGCAAAAAUGGAGCAUAAAAUGAUUUAGCCCCUAGCUACUACUACUGAGUGAGUUAAAUACAUACUAUUCCAUUUAAUUGUAUUAACAAGCUGUUAUUUGGUUUACGAAGCUUUCUCGUGGGUGGGCCAUUGGGAAAACUACAAAACUAGAAUGCACCCAUAUUUUAUGCUACAGCCAACAAAUAAUACAGACGAGUAGUGUGCUAAAGAGAGAAACAUGGUGAAAGGCUUUGUGCUUUAGCGGUCGACCAUCGAAUGGCGUGAAACUAUCAUAUUUCAUGGCAAUUCCGUUGUUAGUAUGACGAAUAAAAUUCCUUUUUGGAUAAGACCUCGGCAGACAUCAAUUCGUGGCACCUUAAGGAACAUCCGUGUGAGCACAAAGGAAAGUCAGACCUACACGAAAUAUCAGGUCAUAGCUUCCCAAUAUGUUUACUGUGGUUUUCGUUGUACAGUUAAAAUAGUUGUUUGUCUGUAGCGCCCAUUUAAAGUCUCCUGUAAACUCAAUGCUAACCAUAUAGCUCACUGUGUUUGUUAGUUCAAGUUCUCCCUGUCAUUAGCGUCAGUCGUGGUUCUACAAUGUAUCUUUUGUUACUGUGAUUCUGUACAAUGAGUACUGUAUAUUUUCUUCUAGUGCAUUGACAUCUAAGAAUCGAAUCGCUAAAUUGAGGCGUUUGAACUCCGUUGUUUUGGACUUUGAUUGGCACGGUAGAACGCAUUUGAAGGCUAAAUGCAAAUACAUGCAACGGAAACCCAGUUAGUUGUGAUUUAUUAGAUGUUGACACAGUUCUUUGGCAGGCCCGUAACCAGGGGGGGUUCUGCGGGCGACCAAAGGUCCGCUUGGUUUAAAAAAAAAAAAAAAAAAGCUGCUAUCAAGGUGUGCAAUUGUAACCGAUGUGUUAAUUCAGUUAAUUUAAUUUCACCGACAAUUCAUUUUGUAUUUCUCACGUAUGUAUUUGUUGUUAUAAGCACCUUUUUAUGGGCAGUCUUUAUUUUAUUUGCGUUCUUUUUGUUGUGUGAACUUUGACAUCGCCGUGAUGUCAUUUCCUGCUAUUCUGGCGCGCUCCUCUUCAGCCGCCUUCUGGACUGCUGAGGAGAGAGCAUUUGAAGACAACUCACGGAAGUUACUGCUGUUCAUUAAGGUCGUUUAGGGUAGUUCGUUUUUCAUGUGGUUUUCUUUUUUUAGGAGACGUGUGCAUGAAGCUUAUUCAGGUUGCUGUACAUUUGAUGUGUUUUGCACAGAGAAUAAACGCCCCCUCUGGCUGGCAAGAGAACUGCAGCUGUCUCCUCAUCACUCACCACGUCAAAGAACACAACGCAGAAUGAAUUUUUAACAGUUUCGGCACAGACCGGCUACACAAUCCCGUUCACUUCCCCAACAUCAGGGUCCUCCUUCAGUUGGCCUGUACCAUCCCAGUAACAUGGUGUGAAUGUGAGCGAAGUGCCAGUACCUUGAACCGUCUGAACACCUACAUGAGGGCCAGUAUGACGCAACAGCGGCUGACCUCGCUGGCACUUCUCCACAUUCACUACAAAAAGGUUAUCAACCUGGAGGAAGUGGUGGACAUAUUUUCCACGACACAUCCAAGAAAGAUGAUGCUGAAUGAGCGAUACAAUGCUGACGAUCAUCCUUCAUAUAAAGAUGUACCUGGUCCUUGUGACCCUGAAGAUCUCUUGGAUGGAGUCAUAUUUGGUGCCAAGUACCUGGGCUCCACCCAGAUCAAAUCAGAGAGGAACCCAUCUACCAAUGCCCGCAUGGCCCAGGCUCAGGAGGCAGUAGACCGAAUUAAGGAGGCCAUGAUGGAUCACGCUUUGCAGAUGAUUUCAUACAUCGCAGACAUUGGCGACAUUGUUGUCCUGAUGGCACGUAGGAAGCGUAAAGAGCAAGAAACCACUGCCGCUGCCACCUCUUCCUCCUCCUCCAAGGCUCAGAAGUGCUUAAUGGUCUGCCACGUCUUUUCUUCUGAGGAUGCUCAGGUCAUCGCUCAGGCUAUUGGCCAGGCAUUCGGGGUGGCCUACCAGCAGUUCCUUCAGGUCAAUGGUAUCAAGGCCAGUGAUCUGCGGCCUGGCGAGUACAGCGACUACCUGGAAAGUCAGGAGCUCUACAAUGGAGAUCUGGCCCACUUCUCUGAUUCUCAGAACAUCAGAGACAUUCCUUCACUCCCUGAGUGGGCGGCGUCACCUGUAGCCACUCUGCCAUCAAGAUUCAAGAUUCAAGAGAGUUUUAUUGUCAUGUGCAUAGUAAAACAGUAGUAAUACCAUGCAAUGAAAAUCUUAUUCUGUUCAUUCUCCCAAGAAAAGAAAGAAAACACAAGAAAGAAUAAGAACAUAAACAUAAACAUAUGUACCAAUAAAUUAAGCAGCAACAAAAAGAAGAGACAUUCAUACAAAUAAAUAGGGCUCUUAAACCAUCUGGCUGCAGGAGGACGACAUGGGACUACUGGUCUGCAUGCUGCUUGUGAAGCUUCAGUUUGUAUGUUGCUGUUCUUUUUUACCUGUAAGGCUACUGUGUGUGUGUGUGUGUGUGUGUGUGUGUGUGUGUGUGUUUAGAGCCUGUUCCACGUCCUCCUUGCCCCAUGUGACGCCGUCCUGCACACCAGUGAGUUUUUGCCUUUUCCCACGGUGCCUGAGGUUUUGCUUCCUUAGUUGCACCGUUCUACCUCAGUUUGGACUCUGGACUUUUGUGGGUUUUUUUUUUACUUAGUUCCUGCUCCACCUGCAUUAAAGACUGUA
Dunckerocampus dactyliophorus (ringed pipefish) is the source of this 2773-nucleotide messenger RNA. RefSeq names its product amyloid-beta A4 precursor protein-binding family A member 2-like. The record is from RefSeq and is a predicted model, not a curated record. Gene Ontology annotation, cellular component: cytoplasm; plasma membrane; dendritic spine. Gene Ontology annotation, biological process: chemical synaptic transmission. The coding region runs from base 1514 to 2293 and encodes 259 amino acids. Gene Ontology annotation, molecular function: amyloid-beta binding. NCBI's taxonomy places the organism in Eukaryota, Metazoa, Chordata, Actinopteri, Syngnathiformes, Syngnathidae. The transcript is spliced from 7 exons.